AUGAGAGAAAAGGAGGAGAAAAAGAGGAAGGAGGUGAGAAAGAUGAAGGAGGUGAGAAAGAUGAAGGAGGUGAGAAAGAGGAAGGAGGUGAGAAAGAUGAAGGAGGUGAGAAAGAUGAAAGAGGUGAGAAAGAUGAAAGAGGUGAGAAAGAGGAAGGAGGUGAGAAAGAUGGAGGAGUUGAGAAAGAUGAAGGAGGUGAGAAAGAUGAAGGAGGUGAGAAAGAUGAAAGAGGUGAGAAAGAUGAAGGACGAGGUGGUGAGAAAUAUGGAGGAGGAGGUGAGAAAGAUGGAGGAGGUGAGAAAGAUGAAGGAUGUGAGAAAGAUGAAGGACGGGGUGGUGAGAAAUAUGGAGGAGGAGGUGAGAAAGAUGGAGGAGGUGAGAAAGAUGGAGGAGGAGGUCAGAAAGAUGGAGGAGGAGGUCAGAAAGAUGGAGGAGGAGGUGAGAAAAAUGGAGGAGGAGGUGAGAAAGAUGAAGGAGGAGGUGAGAAAGAUGGAGGAGGAGGUCAGAAAGAUGGAGGAGGAGGUCAGAAAGAUGGAGGAGGAGGUGAGAAAAAUGGAGGAGGAGGUCAGAAAGAUGGAGGAGGAGGUGAGAAAGAUGGAGGAGGAGGUCAGAAAGAUGGAGGAGGAGGUAAGAAAGAUGGAGGAGGUGAGAAAGAUGGAGGAGGAGGUGAGAAACAUGGAGGAGGAGGUGAGAAAGAUGGAGGAGGUGAGAAAGAUGGAGGAGGAGGUCAGAAAGAUGGAGGAGGAGGUCAGAAAGAUGGAGGAGGAGGUGAGAAAGAUGGAGGAGGUGAGAAAGAUGGAGGAGGAGGUGAGAAAGAUGGAGGAGGAGGUAAGAAAGAUGGAGGAGGAGGUGAGAAAGAUGGAGGAGGAGGUCAGAAAGAUGGAAGAGGAGGUAAGAAAGAUGGAGGAGGAGGUCAGAAAGAUGGAGGAGGAGGUGAGAAAGAUGGAGGAGGAGGUGAGAAAGACAGAGGAGGAGGUGAGAAAGAUGGAGGAGGAGGUGAGAAAGAUGAAGGAGGAGGUGAGAAAGACGGAGGAGGAAGAGAGAAAGACCGUUCAGUUUCAAGGUAAUCAGGGUGAUUAUCAGCUGGGCACUUUAAACUAACAGAAGGAGGAGCGGAGCAGGCCCUACUGUAGGGAGAAGGAGCGGAGCAGGCCCUACUGUCGGGAGGAGGAGCGGAGCAGGCCCUACAGUCGGGAGAAGGAGCGGAGCAGGCCCUAUUGUCGGGAGGAGGAGCGGAGCAGGCCCUAAAGUCGGGAGGAGGAGCGGAGCAGGCCCAACUGUCGGGAGGAGGAGCAGACCAGGCCCAACUGU
Messenger RNA from Oncorhynchus mykiss (rainbow trout), 1311 nucleotides. NCBI's taxonomy places the organism in Eukaryota, Metazoa, Chordata, Actinopteri, Salmoniformes, Salmonidae. The record is from RefSeq and is a predicted model, not a curated record.